AUGCCCCUCAAGCGUGCCGCUGGCAACAGCUCAGCCGCACCCAAGCGCGCGCGCUUUGAGACCGCGAGCCAUUCAGACAGCCAUUCAAACGCUGGACCUUCUAGGUCGCCGCCCGGUGGCAACCGCACCGACACAGCCGAUGGCGAUGACCAGUUUCUUGAUGCCGACAUCACAGAGUCCAGCCGUGGUGCCAAGAAACGCGAGAAGCGCGUACUCAAGGACACGGAUGGUUAUGGCUCGGACUCGUCCAACGAUGAUGGGGAAGGUGUGGUGCCUUCGCGCCGAGCCGACGCCGCAAAGGACGACGACGACGAUGUGGACAUGUUUGCCGAGGACGAACCUGCAGACGACGACAAGGGCAAGGGCAAAGCAAAAGACAAGAAGAACGAGUUUAUGAACAUUGACGAAAUCGAGGGUCAAGAGUUUACACGGCGUCCGUCUGCCGACGACGAUGAUUCCGACAGCGAGGUGGAUGAAGCGGCGAAGAAUAAAGGCACCGGACUGGACGGCGACAUGGGUGUCGAGCUCACCCCGUUCAACAUGAAGACAGAAAUGGAGGAAGGCCGUUUUACCGAAGGAGGCGAGCAAUACGUUGAAAACGACAAGGACGAACACGACAAGCACGACGGCUGGCUGGACGCGGUGGACAAGGACGCGAUUAAGAAGGCCCGUCGCGCCCACCGCGAGCGCGAGCGGUUGGAGCAGGAGCGCGAGGCGCGUGAAGCUGAGACGUCUGGUCUUGGCAGCGAAGAUCGCGAGCAUGAACUUAUGCGCUCUGCCACCGAGCUCAUGGAACGCGGCGAGACGGUACUCGAAGCCCUCCAGCGCCUGGGAAAGGAGGCAGAGGACAAGGCCAAGAAGGAGUCGGCCGGCAGCAAGAAGAAAUCGUGGGCCGAGCGCCAAAAGGAGCGCAAGGCGCAGCUUGCUGCUGAUUCUACCGAUCCCGCACACGCCAACCCGUUCACGAAGCUCUCUGAGAUCGUCUCGCAGCUCACCGCCAUUGGGCAGCUUGACGUCUACUCGCUCUCCCGCGAGGCCAUCCAGCGCAUGCUCCCACGUCAGCCGGAGCCUGAGCGCCCAUCGGCGCCUGCCCUUCCCCAGGACACCCGCCAGUUUCAAUACCGCUUCUCGAUGGCGUACAUGCGCACCCUUCCCGAGGCGCAGCGCCCAGUGGAGAGAGAUGUGUUUGGGCCGUUCAGCUCGCUGCAGCUCGUGGGCUGGAAGUCGACGGGGUUCUUUGGUCCCAACUGCGAAAACGUCGAGCUCCGUAACGUCACUGGCGGUCAGGAGGGACAGUGGGGUUCGUGGACAGAGGUCGUUGGGUAA
Apiotrichum porosum is the source of this 1326-nucleotide messenger RNA. RefSeq lists its product as uncharacterized. Bases 1 to 1326 code for a protein of 441 amino acids. The record is from RefSeq and is a predicted model, not a curated record. NCBI's taxonomy places the organism in Eukaryota, Fungi, Basidiomycota, Tremellomycetes, Trichosporonales, Trichosporonaceae. Gene Ontology annotation, cellular component: U5 snRNP. The transcript has 3 exons.